AUGUAUCAAGUCAGUGCUUUUAUUCUCACAGACAAGCCUAGUACCAAUUUCUCAACCAUGAUGAAAGGCUUGGUUGGCACUAAUGCGGAAUCGAACUUCGGAUCGAUCAUGCUGCAGCCACUGUGGGACCUCCUACCGACCGCGCUACACCCGCAGUUUGCCUUUAUGUUGCAAACGCUGAAUGACGAAGGAGUUGUUAACGUUCUGUCGCAUGGCAAGCUGCAUCGCUUGGGACAUGAUCGUAGAAGGCUGUUCCAAACGCGUUUUUCUGGAUUGCCAAGCGAAAUUGAGCGUGUUCACGGUUAUACACGUUUGGAACAGUAG
This is a messenger RNA of Necator americanus (New World hookworm), 324 nucleotides long. RefSeq lists its product as uncharacterized. NCBI's taxonomy places the organism in Eukaryota, Metazoa, Nematoda, Chromadorea, Rhabditida, Ancylostomatidae. The transcript has a single exon. The record is from RefSeq and is a predicted model, not a curated record. The coding region runs from base 1 to 324 and encodes 107 amino acids.